UCACCAGUUCGUUAAAACCGGUGGACGACCUCGCAGUUGCCAUUCAUAACGGCGGUGCGUUAAAGAGCCAGAAAGAGAACCGAAACGACACAUCCAACAGGAAGCGGAAUUAAAGCGCACUUAAUUUAUCGGCGCUUGGAUAUCGAAUUCUCUCCCUAGCGCUUUGUUUACAGUGUCUUUGUGUUGCAAUAGAGCCGCUAUACUGUAUUGCCGGGGCAUACAGUGAUACCAAAGUUGCACCAGAGAGAGAUUUUUCUUCUCCAGUCUGUGUCUUUUUCCCAAUGAACCCAACGCACUUGGAGACUGGUGGCGAGACAAGCAUGGGAUUACUUUUGUGAUGUGGAUUGUAAUAACCUUGGAGGAAAAAAUUGCUUGCCUUCUCAACAAUGUGAGAAGAACUGCGUCCUGGAUUUUCAUAUUUCUGGAUAUCCUGAAAAUAAUCGGCAACAGUUGAGAGACGCAAUUGCUGGGCUUUCUCACUCGGGUGUUUUGCCCGCAUGUGUGUUUUGGGACCAACAUGGGUUUCUUGUUGCCCCUAUAGCUCGGACCCCGUUUGAAGAAUAAUACUCCACUCAUGUCGAACUUGCUUUCAGAGACCUUUACCAAUGCGUUUGCUAGAGUCCGCCUAUCGUCGGAUAGGGUUUUUAAAAGAUUCUUUCGCCUUAUGAAUUCAAUCAUGAACUUUGCUGUCCGCGUGCUCCAGUUAUUUAUUGUGACGCUUCUGUAUUUCUCAGCUGUCAAGAGUGCCUACAUACCCAAGGAGGGAGGCAGAAGCACGUAUGACGUGGUGCGAUUUGAUGAGGUGUACAACAAGUCUUUUUGCCGUCCUCGAGAAAUGUUGGUGGAAAUUCAGCAGGAAUACCCAGAUGACACUGAACAUAUCUUUAUCCCGUCCUGCGUGGUACUGACCCGCUGCGGUGGGUGCUGCAAUGAUGAAAUGAUGGAGUGCGUGCCCACUGUCACCUACAACAUUACCCUGGAGAUCAAAAGGGUCAAGCCACUUCGACAUCAGGGCAACUUUUUCAUGAGUUUUGCAGAACACAGUGAAUGCCAUUGUGGGCUAAAAAAAGACGUACCACAAAAAAGAGAAAAAAAACCUCGGAAGGGCAAAGGCCAAAAGGGAAAGGGAAAGAAAAACCGCGAAAAAAAACAGGAUUUUACUCAAUGUGAGCCCUGCUGUAGCACAUGUUCAGAGAGGAGAAAAGAGAGGUUUCGUCAAGACCCAGAGACGUGUUUGUGCUCCUGUAAGAACACAGAAGCCGACUGCAGGUCUCGACAGCUUGAACUCAACGAAAGAACCUGCAGAUGUGACAAACCAAGAAGGUGAACCAAACAGAGGUCCUCUCAGGCCGAGAAUGAACACUGGCAUGAAGGAAUAUUUCACCAAUAAUACACAGCACUUUGAAUUUUGAGCUAUCGUCCCCUUAUCAUUGAGCCAUCACCGAGAGAAUGAAGUUGAAUGGGAGGGGGGUUGAACGCUUAAUGAAUUGUGGUCUGUAUAUUUUCAUAAUUAGUUUGUGUAUUAAGUGGACUGAGAGACUCAAAGCACAGGAUUUGAGUUGCUGCUAAAGGGUCUCAAGCAAUGGCCUGCGAAAACGUUUCUGAUUGUGACUGGCGUGCGUAAACUCAUAAACAAACUCAACGAGAAACAUCACUGGAUUUGGGUCUACUGUGUGUUUUUUAUGUAAAUCUCAACAUCAGCAAAAGCAAACAAACAAGUCAUUUUUUAAAGGCUGCGACAAAACAGCGUUCAUCGAGAGUGUAAUCAUUCCUUUUAGUUUGAAAACAGUGAGCACAAUGUUCACGUUUUUGGAGAUGGACACAUGACUGUAAGAUUUCCACAUUUGGGAAUUCGGAAGACUGAACUGAUUCUGCUAUUGGAAUGUCACACAGUAUUGCCAUGGGAACCCACUACUGUGGUAAAUGUUUGCACCAAACUGUAACCUUGAACCAGGCAAAUCCAUGAAGAUGUUGGCCACAUUCACUCAUCAAAGGUACAUUUUUUUCGACAAGUUUGGAAACCACUUUGAGCAGAUCAUGCAACCACACUACUAAGGAUCUGAGAGGAUAAGUUUUCCUCUGGAUUUUCAGAAACUUUCUUUUGUUCACCCCAAACAAUUCAGUAAUUUAUAAUUUUCCAGUAUUCUAUCUCUUUGUAUUUAAUUUGAUCUAUUUAUGUUUAGUGUUAACAUGAAUCCUCUCACCCCUUCUGUCUGCAAAUCUCCACGGCUCUCCAUAAGACAAAAAGCUUUUUUCCCAUUCAUUAUUUGUAGAUGAACAGAGAAACAUUCCUAGAACUAAUGAGUGCCAACUGCCUUGAAUUUCCCAACAUGCUGCAAAUAUAUGUGUGUGUGUGUGUGUGUUACUCGCCAUUCUACAAAGAAUUUGUGAUCUUGUGUGUUUAUGAGGCUCUUGUUUGUGCGCAUGUGUUGAGUACGUGUUGGUCUGUGAGUGCGACAUGCUGUUGAAUAUUAAUAGCAGACAAAUGUAUAUACAGGCCACCUAGAGCUGCCUAAUGAUUAGUCACGACUAAUUGUUUGCAGAAUAAAAGUUUUUGUAUACAUAUUGAAUAUGUGUGUAAUGUGUAUAAUAAUUAUGUAUAUAUAAAUGCACACAUGCAUGUAUAUAUUUAAGAAAUAUUUGCAUGUGUAUAAACAUGUGUACAUUUACAUAUAAUUUAUAUCAUAAUAAAUAAGUAUAAAUAUUUAUUAUAUCAAUAUUUUUAUCUUAAAAAUAUACAUACAUGUGUUUGUAUUUAUAUAUAUACAUAAUAUUGGUUGAUGUACUGUGUGUAAUAAUUAUGUAAACAAAAACUUUUAUUCAGCAAACAAAUAAUCGUGACUUAUCAUUAGGCAGCCCUAGGUCACACACAUGCCAUCAUUAUUUUUGGCUAGAAUAAGAUCUAAUUUUAUGCCCAACAGUGGUCUGAUGUUAUUAGAAAUGUCCUGUUUAAGCAUUAUUUAUUUACUCCUGUAAAUAUUAACAUCUGUGUAAUCUAGUAAAACAUAUAUUUAUUUUCGCAUUUUAUUGCCCUUUUCUAUAAAACUUUGUUUGAGAAAUCA
Paramisgurnus dabryanus is the source of this 3062-nucleotide messenger RNA. The record is from RefSeq and is a predicted model, not a curated record. NCBI's taxonomy places the organism in Eukaryota, Metazoa, Chordata, Actinopteri, Cypriniformes, Cobitidae.